Molecule: messenger RNA, 3855 nt
Organism: Paramecium octaurelia
Lineage: Eukaryota; Ciliophora; Oligohymenophorea; Peniculida; Parameciidae
Source: the annotation of a GenBank genome assembly
AUGUAAAUUACUCAAACUUAAUUAUUAGAAUGGGUAAAGGAUGGAAACAAGGUGACUUUGAAGAAACAUUUAGAGGAUGAGUUGAAGUUUUCUCAAAAUAAAGUGCACGACUUUUUUGCAAUGGUCGAUGAUUAAAGAAGAAAUGUUGUGCAUUGGGCUGCCUAUUUGGGAUAAUAUAAAUUGUUAAAGUGGUGGUGCAAGAAGUACAAAUUGAUGAUCGACUUGAACAAAGGGGAUAUGCAUUCUUACACUCCCUUAGAAUUAGCUAGCAUCAAAGGGUAUGUCUUUAUUUCAAUUAAUUCUAAAGGUAUUCUGGAGAGUAUAAUCCAGAAUAACAGGAAAAUACGAUCAGAUUAUUGCUUGAUCAUGGGGCUCAAAUACCGUAGUCUAACACUUCCAAACCAAAUCCUUUGCAUUGGGCCUUUUAUUAUGGAAACAAAGAACUUGUAGAUUUUCUGAUCUCAAAAAAAUUUCAACUCCAAUUAGAAACAGAUUAAUAAGGGAACUAUCCAAUAGAUUACUUAUUUUUGGAGAACAGACCUGAUUAAUACAAGUAUACAUAUAUUUAUUAACUAAAAGAAAAGAAGUUAGUGACAUAUUUGAAAAUGUCAUAAUUAAUUAUGCUUAGAUAAUAACUAAGUAAACUUUGAAUCGCAAACCGAAGAAGAAAAAGGUGAGAUAGCCUAUAAAGAAAAAGAAUAGGUAGUUCAAGGAGGAAAAACCACAUUAAGGCACAAUCGUCAUGAGUUAACUUCCAUUCAUUUAAACAUAGGGGAAAGAUGAUGAGUCUUCUCCUGAAUCUGAGCCUUCUAAGAAUGGGAUACCAUAUUCCAAUAUAUCGAAUUAUCAUAGAAGCCAAACCUCAAACUCUUUCAUUUCGAAAAAUACUCUCCCCAAAAGCAGUCAAAAAUCAACUUAGAAUUAAUAAAUUCUAAAUAAGUUCCAACAAAGAAGUUGUGGCUAGAAGAUACAAUCCAAGAACCUAGAUGAGAUAGCUGAUGUUCCUCUCUAUGACGAUUCUCGAAUUGAAAUGAAAGAACCCGAAGAAGAGAAGAUACCAGAAAUAAAGAUAUUCAAUCAAAAUCCAAGAAACCCCAAUUCUUAAAAACUCAUUCCAGAAAAAAACUAAGAAAGUCAAUUCAAAGCAGACGAAUGCAACAUAAUCAUUAACUAACCUCCUACCAUACUAUUUAAUUAAGAAACAUCACCUCCCAAAGUCUUUGAUCACAGAAGACAUCAUAAAAGCAAUAAAUUUAAGUCUUAAAAUGAAGAAGAUAUGGAAAAAAUUCAUCUGAAAGAAUAGGACAAGUACUUCAUUUAUCAUAGCAAUGCCAAUCUAACCAAAAAUGAGACUUAUGAAUGUCGGUUACAAUAUUGGUCUGCCAGAUAGGGUAACACAGAGUUCCUUAUUUAUUUCCUAAAACGGAGAUGCAAUCCCUUUCUCAACGUCUAUUAGGGUUUCAACUGUCUUCACAUUGCUGCUUUCAAGGGGAAACUUAAAAUAUUAAAAAUCUUACUCGAAGCAGAAUAUGAAUAUUACGACUAUUCUGGAGAGAGCAAUCACAAAAAUAAAAAGCAACUAAAAGAUCAAAUCUUCAAUAAGGUAUAUCAAUUGACAUUAUCUCUUAGAAAGAAUGCAUCAAUAUCCUGACAGAUUAAAAUCCAUCAAAUGCUUUACAUUUGGCCAUUGAAUAAGAGAAGUAUAAAUGCAUGAAAACUCUGAUCUUGCAUGGAGUAUCCGUCGACACUGUGAAUAGUAGGUGUCUCAAACCUUUCGAAUUGACUUUCAACCAAGAUAUCAUGGAAUAUUAUAAGGAAAACAUUCAGACCAAACAACAAAUGAGUAGUUUGACUGAGUUGGGAUACCAAUAUGUGAUUUAAACUAGAGGCACCUUAAGUGUUGAAUAGGAUAUUGUGUAUCUGCAAUUGCAGAAUAUCCGACAAACCUUCAAGGAUAGGGGGUGGAGUUUCGAGUUUAUGAUAUUUCAUGCUCCUGAUCUGGAGAAACUUGAAAUGUACAACGACAGCGCUUAAGCCAAAAAGGUUAAGUCCCUUUUUCAUUAUUAUGUGUUGAAGUUGCCCCCUGAUUCAAUCUAUAAAUUAGCAGAUUUAUAUUAGAUAUCAUGUUACAAUUUCUAAACUAAAGUAAAUUAUUGCCUUAAUUUUAGUACAUCUGUUAAUUUGAUUACGAUAAUAGGGGUUUUUUUGAGUUCCCGAAAGACUUACAAGUGUAAAUGCUGAUUCUAAACACACUCAAUGAUGAAUUCGAUGUGGAUAAGUUUGUCUUAGAGAAAUUGAUAAUUGCUCAUUAUCCUCUGGAGGAUAUUUAAAAAUGCGAGAAGAUCACCUAAUUUUGGGAUGAAUAGCAAAAUAAUUGCAUCCAGGAUUCGAUUCGAUAUGAAACACAAUAAAUUGCAUUGAGACCAUUGCAUGCUAUUGCCUCUUAUUUUGGCCCAGUUGUUGCAUGGUACAUAGCCUUAAAUGUACAAAUUAUAGGAUGGCUCAUGAUUCCCUCAGUGUUUGGAGCGGCUUUGGGAAUUUACAUCAUAAUAACCAAGGAAGUGAAGUAUGAAUAUUAAGGGAAUAUGUUUUAGUUCUUCCAUAGUCCCUUUUUACGCAUUACUGAUGACACUCUGGUCCACAUUAUUCAUGGAGAAGUGGAAGAACAGAGAAUCUGAGUUGAAGUUUUGUUGGGACAUGCACAAAUUUAGACAAACUCAACCCCAAAGAGUGAUGUACACAGGGUAGUACAUCAUAAAUGAGGCCACGAAUAAGAUUUAGAUAUACGAUUACUUUACCACUUUUAAGAGAAGGUUGAUUGCUGAAGGACCUGUAAUUUUGAUAGGCAUAGCAAUCAUUGUUGUGAGUUUCUAUGCAUUUAAUCUUUGGUUACAACAAUGGUAAGGUAAUACGGUAAUGCCGAUAGUGAUUAAUUCUUUAAAUGGAGUGUCAAUGACAGUGUUUUGUGAUUUAUACAAAAGACUAUGCACAUCUUUGGUAACAUGGGAGAAUCACAUGUACGAGUCUGAACAGGAAUACUCAUAUAUUUUGAAGGUGUUCUUAUUCGAGUUUCUAAUAUCAUAUGUGUCAGUGGUGUACGUUGCAAUAUUUCAGAGCGAUGCUUCUCAAUUGAGUGUGUCGGUUGCUAGUAUUAUAAUAACGAGAGGAGUGAUAUCAAAUGUGACUAGUAACUUUUUGCCUUACUUCUUUUUUAAACAAGAGAAGAAGAUGUUUUCAGAUAAGUUUUUCGAAUUCAAGAGAAUAUUUUAAUUGAAAUCAGCAGAAAAGAAACAGGUUCACAAUAUUUGCAAUUCCAAGUUCAGCACUGAUAAACUGAAUUCAGAAGUACAACUGUAGUUUUUGUAAGAGUUAGAAAUAGGUCGCAUUAAGCAACCUUAGAAAGUCCUUUAUGACGAAUACACAAGUAUUGCCAUUCAGUUCGGUUACACAACUAUGUUUGCACCAACAUUCCCAGCUGCUCCGUUAUUUUUUAUGAUCAAUUGUUACAUCAACUUGAGAUGGUCAAUUUAUAAUUAUCAGCACAUUUUAAAGAGGGAAAGGGCGUAGGCUGCAGAUUCAAUUGGGAUUUGGCUGUAGAUUUUUGAAAUAAUGAAUUAUUGUGCCACGUUUAUGAAUUGCAUUGUUAUUGGAACUGUUAAUAAGGAAUAAUUCAAGGGGAUUAUUGGCAAUUAAAAUGCCCUUGUUAGUGCUUUCUUCCUUGCUGCCAUAGAACACGUCUUGUUGCUUAUUAAAUACAUUCUUGAUGUUUCAAUUCCUGAUUGUCCGUAUUGGGUGGAGAAGGAACUUAGAAGGUAUGCCUACUUAGAAGAAAAAUACUCGAAAAAUAACAAUUGA